Messenger RNA from Ilex paraguariensis (yerba mate), 1596 nucleotides. Lineage: Eukaryota; Viridiplantae; Streptophyta; Magnoliopsida; Aquifoliales; Aquifoliaceae. The record is from the annotation of a GenBank genome assembly.
GGUCCUAAUUCCAUCAUCAUCAAUCCUAAAGAAUAGUUUUGAUAUCUUGCACCAAGUUCCAGAAGGUCAUGUUGGGGUAUAUUGGCAAGGAGGUGCCCUUUUAAACACAAUUACGAAUCCAGGUUUGAUUGUGCCCUUUUAUCAUCUGAUUUGCAUUCUAUAUCUUCUUGUAUUGUAGACUGCCUGCUUAUCAUCUCACUUCUUAUGGGUCAUCUGAACAUGCUGGUUUAUAGGUUUUCAUCUGAAAAUGCCUUUGAUAACCCACUUUGAGCCUAUUCAAGUCACACUUCAAACAGAUUUGGUCAGAAUUCUUUUAAUUUGGUGAAAAUUUUCAAUUUUUUAGAGGACAAACACUAUAUUUCCAUUAUAAUGCGUGAAUGAAAAAAUUUGUGGCUAAUUUCUCUGCAUGUUAUCUCAUGAUAAAAUGUAGGUGAGGGAUAUUCCUUGUGGGACAAAAGGUGGCGUUAUGAUCAACUUUGCAAAGAUAGAAGUAAACCUACGAAGACUUGCUAUUUAUUCGACAUUACAACCACUUUGCUGUCUAAAUGUCGCAUUUGCUUUUUUAUGUUUAUCGAUAUGUAUGCCUUCAGGUUGUUAAUCGUCUUAAAAAGGACUAUGUGUAUGAAACACUGCUCAACUAUGGUGUAGACUAUGACAACACAUGGAUAUAUGACAAAAUUCAUCAUGAGAUCAAUCAGUUUUGCAGUGCUCAUAGCCUUCAGCAAGUUUAUAUUGACAUGUUUGAUCAGAUUGAUGAGAAAAUGAAAGAUGCUCUUCAAGCUGAUUGCACACGUUAUGCUCCAGGUAUCGAAAUUAUCAGUGUUCGUGUCACAAAACCCAGUAUUCCAGAUAGCAUAAGGCGGAAUUUUCAACACAUGGAAGAAGAACGCACUAAGGUCUUGAUUGCAAUAGAGAAACAGAUGGUAGCUGAAAAAGAGGCAGAGACACAGAAGAAAAUAGCUAUAAGUGAAGCUCAGAAGAAUGCCCAUGUUAGCAAGAUCCAGAUGGAACAAAAAUUGAUGGAGAAAGAAAGUGCAAGGAGGCAAGAAGAAAUAGCCAAUGCUAUGUAUAUGGCUCGUGAACAGAGCUUGGCAGAUGCCAGUUUCUAUCGGACAAUGAAGGAAGCAGAAGCAAACAAGUUGAUGCUUACUCCCGAAUAUCUGGAACUGAAAUUCAUCGAGGCGAUUGCUAACAACUCCAAAAUAUUCUUUGGAAACAAGGUACCAAAUAUGGUUUUUGAUCAGAGGCUGCUUGGAAAUUUUUUUCAAGACAUGGUCAGAAAGGAGAACAUGGAAUCUUAAGACUCAAACGGAUACAUUCCUUGGUUCAAUUACAGGCCUGAGACUCAGAUCUUCCAAUUUUUCGUCGAUCUCUAUCAGAAAAAAGAAUGUCAAAUUAAAUUCAAAUUGAUAUAUUUUGUGGCUUUGAUUGUGUGCUUUCCAGAAAUUUUGUGGAAGAAAAAGAGUGUGAUUAUUGUUUCAAAAUUUAGUGCUUUUCACAUGUAAUUCUAUUGACAUCAAAUUUUUGUAUGUUGUGUGAUUUCGAUUUUAAUAAUAAUGUCCAAAUAUUUGAUGAAAUUUAGAGGAUAAAUAAUCA